UCAAACUAAUUAAACAGUAAACCCAGAGCAGUACUCAUCUACUUAGCUAUAACCUAUAAGUGAGAUGGGAUUCAUGAGAAUAGUUGCUUCUGAUGAAGUAUUAGGAACGUUUAUCCCUAUCAUAGUGUACUGGCUGUACGCAGCCCUCAUUGUAUUUAUGGAAAAAUCAUUUCCGAAAUACAAAAUUCGAAGCGCAGAGGAGCAAGACAAGAGAAACCACCUCGUUUCCAAAGGAACAGUCAUCAAAGGCGUCGUCCUCCAACAAGUCCUGCAGGCUCUCACUGCCACACUCGUGUAUAUUCUGACAAACCGUGACGAUGAUGCGGCUGCUUCUAUGACUACUUCUACUACAGGUCAAAAUGAUGAUGGUGAUGAUGGAAUUGGGUCAAUGAUCAUGAUGCUUGCCACAACUAUGGUCCAGUUUCUGAUAGCCAUGGUGGUGAUGGACACGUGGCAGUACUUCAUGCAUAGGUAUAUGCAUGAGAACAAGUUCCUCUACAAGCACAUCCACUCCCAGCAUCACAGGCUUGUAGCUCCGUAUGCAUAUGCAGCAUUGUACAACCACCCGUUGGAGGGUCUUCUCGUGGACACUAUGAGCGGAGCUGUCAGCUUCUUGCUGUCGGGCAUGUCUCCGCGGACUUCGAUUUUCUUCUUCUCAUUUGCAACCAUCAAGGCAGUGGACGACCACUCCGGUGUAUGUAACUUUCCAUGGCACCCGUUUCAUGUUAUGUUCAGAAACAACAGCUUAUAUCAUGAUGUGCACCACCAGCUUUCAGGGACCAAGUUCAACUUCUCUCAGCCCUUCUUUGUGUUUUGGGAUAGGCUACUUGGUACCUACCACAUGCCAUCAUCUGCUGAAGAUGAGCUCAACAAGGAGGCCAAGAGUAAAUAAGAAGCUGCUUCUUAUUUAAUUUGUGUUAUGUUACGCUAUGUAACCAAAAAAAGAAAAUAUAUAUAAAGG
Messenger RNA from Rosa chinensis, 961 nucleotides. Its product is annotated as sphinganine C4-monooxygenase 2. Gene Ontology annotation, molecular function: iron ion binding; oxidoreductase activity. The coding region runs from base 65 to 892 and encodes 275 amino acids. Gene Ontology annotation, biological process: lipid biosynthetic process. The record is from RefSeq and is a predicted model, not a curated record. The transcript is spliced from 2 exons. NCBI's taxonomy places the organism in Eukaryota, Viridiplantae, Streptophyta, Magnoliopsida, Rosales, Rosaceae.